AUGGCGGAGGCACUAGCCAUUGUAGGCCUCGCGUCUAACAUCAUCUCGUUUGUUGAUUUCGGCUUCAAGGUCGCUUCCGAAGCGCGUAAUGUGCGCGAUUCGCUACACGGAACUACGGCUGAAGUUCGUGAGCUCGAAUUGAUCGUAGAUGAAGUUAGUCGUUACAACAAACUCAUCACACAGCAGAAGGAUGGUGGCCGACGGCUAACAAACGAUGAGGAACGGAUAUUGGAGAUGGCCGGACAGUGCGAAAGGGUAGCGAAUGAUCUACGCAAGGCUAUCAAAAAACUACAUAUGCGUAAAGGACGCUCGAAAACAUUGGAAAGCAGUCGUGUUGUUUUCCAGGGAUGGUGGAAACAAAAGGAUCACAUUGCGGUCCUGCUGAGAAGGCUGGACAGCCUGGAUCAGAGGCUGCGAAGGCAUAUAGAAAACGUCAUUCGAAGUGAGCACCACUCGGCCAUAUCCGCCGAGCUGGAUAGUAUCAAGAGGGCGCAGCAAAGUCUUAACAUCAAUUACGAUGCGAAGAUGGAUCUCCUGCGGGAUGAGAUACUUGACAUUGUACAUCAAACAGGAGCCCAACAAGCAGAUACUUACCAGAUCGAUCCUCGUGAGAUAGAUGCUCAAGAGAUCACCUUGCGAAUUGCACAGCUUUCCAGCCUCAAGACCAAAUUCGAAGUACUUCCCAAGGAACACCAGGCAUGCAUUCAGCAGAACAAAGUGAUUAGGAGUUUAUACUUCCCAGUCAUUCGCAGACGGUGGAGCCAGAUACCACACGCGGACGAGGCCUCGAAUGCCUGGGUGUUUGAUGAUACACUCACGCCAUUCAAUGACUGGCUAGGUAGCAAGAAGGAUUCUGAUGGUUUAUUUUGUAUUACUGGUCGGGCAGGAAGUGGAAAGUCCACGUUACAAAAGUUCAUCGCUGAGGAUCGACGCACGACGGAAACUCUAGAAGAGUGGGCUAGACCAGCCCAACUUUGCACCGCCAGCUAUUAUUUCUGGAACCAAGGCUACGAAAUGCAGAAGAGUCAGGUUGGAAUCUUCCAAUCGCUGCUCUACCAGAUACUCAAGGCAAUACCCAGGUUAAUACCAAUUGUGUGCCAAGAAAGGCCAGAGCACGAGAUCUGGGAAACUGAUGAACUUAAAGCGGUCUUCGAACGUAUCGCUGCACAAACCGACCUUGAAGUCAGAUUCUGCUUCUUUGUGGAUGGCUUGGACGAGUAUAAUGGAGCGGAGGAGGAUAUUGUCGAAGUUCUGAAAUUCCUCUCUGCCUCGAAAGCCAUCAAAAUAUGUGCUUCUACGCGUCCUCGGUCAGUGUUCGAGAAGUUCUUCAGUGACACUUCUCGUACAUUUGAUAUCGCGAACUUUACGAAGAUGGACAUGGGAAGACAUGUUCGGCUUCGACUUUAUGAGAAUGCGAAUUUUCGGCGACUGGAGACAACAGAGUUCGCAUGCGAAGAUUUAAUGAAGCGUGUUGCGGAGCUCGCACAGGGCGUCUGGUUAUGGGUUUUUCUGAUCACCCGUGACCUCGAACACGCCAUUAAUCGAGAUGAGGGAGUCACGACAUUGUGGAAGAUUGUCAAUCAAUUCCCGUCCGACCUGGAAGCGUAUUUUGAACGCAUUAUCCAAUCGGUCCGGCCUCAAUAUCUGGAGGAGAUGUCACAAAUCUUCCUGAUUACGGUGGAUGAGCUACAACCUCUCCCGCUUUACGCCUUCUCCUUACUUGAGAAACAGCGCCUGGACGAUAGCUUCGCGGUGAAAGCACCAAUACAGCCUAUAUUUGAAGAGAACCUACUAGGCCAAUAUCCGCGAUGGAAGUCGCUUAUCCAGAACAGAUGCAGCGACCUCCUUGUAGUCAACGACGAACUACACCCCUUGUUCCUUAGUCACCCAGUCGACUUCCUCCAUCGAACGGUCCGUGACUUCUUGCAGGACAACUAUCACCAACAGUUGAGAGAUAAUCUCAAGAAUGAGUUCAGCGCUACAGCUACGUUGUGCAAGAUCUGUCUUGUCUUGCUUAAAUCAUUACCGAUCAUGGACUUCAAGAGCCCUAAAUCGAUAAAUCAAGUCAUCGGUCUGACGGACGAGUUAUUGUACUACGCUUACGAGACUGAACGCUUGGAUCAGUCGUCAGAUGUGCCUCUUGUGGAUGUGCUCGAUGAGGUAGACCGCACUAAUUCUCACCACGCAAGUGGAAUCAGAAAUCACUGGACGCAUGCCCGUGACUCAGUACCUGCGCGGGGUCUGGACGUAUAUCGAGAGGGUGAUAGCUGUAAUUUCCUGGCUUUGGCAGUACAAUCGCGUCUCGUCAAGUACGUCCGUGAGAAGUUGAGGGCCGAACCGAGCAAGAUGCAAAAGCACGGACGGCCGCUACUCGAUUAUGCGCUUCGACCGCGCCGAUCGACCCCAGUAAGCAUGCCAUAUCACUCUAAACGGGAAGAUCCUAGCGUCAACGUCGAGAUGAUAGAGUUGUUGCUAGAGAACGGUGCAGAUCCGAACCAGGCCGUGCAUCCGAAUAACAGCAAAACCGUGUGGGCCCUAUUCCUUCUAUCAAUGUACGAGUCUACAAAUCGUGCGACGGGUACCACUAAAAGUUCAAAUAUCCCGCCGAGCUUGACAGAAGCAUGGUAUCAAGCUUGUGAACUGCUGAUUCAACAUGGUGCCCAUAAGAACUGCGCGCUAGUGAGCAAAAUUCCGAAUCUGACAAGACAGGCUAUUCUGGAGGGAGCUUUUGGAACCGCAAGAGCGGAGGCUUUGGAAGAGCUGUUAGACGAACACGCGAGAGAUGUCAAAACGUCGACUGGGUCAUGCGCCGUCAUGUAG
Messenger RNA from Alternaria alternata, 2820 nucleotides. RefSeq lists its product as hypothetical. The record is from RefSeq and is a predicted model, not a curated record. The transcript is spliced from 4 exons. Lineage: Eukaryota; Fungi; Ascomycota; Dothideomycetes; Pleosporales; Pleosporaceae. The coding region runs from base 1 to 2820 and encodes 939 amino acids.